UACUUACACACACACGUACGCGUGUGUAUGCGUUUUAUCGAGAUGUAGGCGCGUAUGAUGGUGCAAUGGCACAGGGCGAUGGAAUGCAGAGAUAUAAUGGAAUUGUCGCAUACUUAAAAAAUAUUGCCUCUUAAAGUGAAAAGCGCAAUGUUGGUAAUCUUUGUGAGAAAAUGUCCCGCACACGAGGGAGGGCAGUGUUUCGCAAGCAGUCCAUCGUAAUGACGUAAUGCAUUCCAACAUUACGUCGAGCUUACAUGCUGUAUAGCGAAUUAGUCUUGAAGUUAUGUCCUGAGGCAAAGAAGAAGACGAGGUGGUUAAAAAAUUUAUGACUGCGAGAUUGCCUGAACAAUAACAAAGUCGCGCUCGAGUCCCCUUUUAAAGUUAUGUAAUAACGCAUAAAUAUGUCUAUUCAAAGUUUUACGGUUAGAAUUUAAAAAAACUUGAUCAAAUUAUAAUAAAUAUUUGAAAUAAUAAUAGCAGUUAAUAUUCUCCGUCGAUAUUAUCAUGUUUAACAUCGCUUGAUUAACCAGUACUUCAAAAUAUACGAGUAAUCGACGUUGCGUUACAGAUAUUUCAUUUUCCCUCAGGCAGUUGCACGUACACACGCACACACUUCAACAUGAAAUAAUGGUUUCAUUAGAAUAACGAUCGAUUAUAAGAAACGUUUACUCUAUAAGAACGUUCUGCAAAACAUAGACUUUCUAAAUUGAUCGUUUCGUGUGUAACGGCUCGAUAGUUAUAAUUUUCUUGAUGAUACGCAUCUGUGUAUUCUGUGCCAUUAAUAUUAUUUUUUAUGUACCGUCUAUAGCACUUGCGAGUGACACGUUUCAUGCGUCGUGUAACAUUAUAACAUCAUUUUAUUUCGAAUUAUAAGAUUAUGAAUUCCGCCACGCGGCUGCAUAAAAUGAAUUCUAAAAACGUAUUCGCCUUGACCCACUUCUACAAUACACAUUUUAUACGCCUACUCUUUGCGUCAGAAUGAUUCAUUAAAAAAGAAAUUUACCUAUCGUCGACGUGCAUCUAUCUUGACAUGGAAAUAUACGCCCCAGGCUAUCUCUCGAGGAAUAUUAUUUCAAGCAGUCUUGAAUUAAAUUCAAUCAAAUUUAGAGUACACGUGCCUUUCCAUGGCAACAUGAAGACGUUACUGGAUCUUACUAUCGCAACUAUAACGUUGACAUUGCUGCUUCUCGCAGUGACGGCGGCCGGUUCUCUGCCGCUCGCCAAUGUGCACGUGAAGUUCGUGUCGCCUCCCGAUGUGUACGAGCACAGCAUUACGACAGAUGGAGAUCGUACACUGGCUCAGGACUCGUACAUCUCGAUCGGCCGAAGAAGCGCGACGAAGCGGUCCAAAGAUCUCGAUUACAAUUACAGAACAAAUUUACGACGAAAUCACUUACGACAGGCGAUACCGAUAACGAGUCCUGAAAGCGUCGAAUCUUUAUGGCCAGUCGGUGUCUUUCUUCCUCCCAUCGAUACUAAUGAUCUUGGAUAUAGUUGGCACGAGGCGCAACGCGGUUUUUCCAAUUUCUACAAGUCGCAAGAACGAGACCCGUACUUAUUGACUGGUCAUGAAGCAAUGAUGGCAAUUAAAUACCUCUACGGACUGGGCGAGCUUUUCUUUGAUGAUUAUCCGCACGUAAGGGCGCUACUGCGUAACCAGGAAGAGAGGAGGUUAAACGGACUUCAUGGAAACGUGUUGAGCAGUUUGAAUCCUAGGUCACCUUUCUACAGGAAAGGAGCUGGACUCCCUACUUAGACUAGGGAAGAUCCGAUGGAGUUCGUUCACCACU
Messenger RNA from Odontomachus brunneus, 1790 nucleotides. RefSeq lists its product as uncharacterized. Lineage: Eukaryota; Metazoa; Arthropoda; Insecta; Hymenoptera; Formicidae. The transcript is spliced from 5 exons. The record is from RefSeq and is a predicted model, not a curated record. Bases 1031 to 1756 code for a protein of 241 amino acids.